UUUCUUCUUGUUCUGUAUAUAUUGUUUUUGUUUUAUUGUGUUCUAUUGUUCAAUCUAUGCACUUUUCCCCCAAUUCAAUUUUUGAAGAGGUCGAACCCGAAAUAUGUAAAGCUGUGUAAGGGUGGUUAAGGUUUAGGAUGCUGUGUAUAUUUUUUUCGAUUUAUGGAGUCGUUGUGUUGAAAUAAUCGAGUCAGGAUGUUGAAUCGUGCUCUGCUGAGGCUUUGAAUGUUCAGAAUAAAUAGAGGCUAAAUUCUGUGUUCUUUAACUAAGCAUGUCAUCUUCCUACACGAAGGGCUGCUCUUGCUCUUGGGAGUUCUCUUUCCCUGCUUUCAAGCAGUCGUGUCAGUCUUGCAAGUGGGGAAAAUGUAUGAUAGCUGGAAGUCUGGAACGUGGGAGUAGAGAGCUUUGCUAACAAACCCAAGUCGCAAAUCAACAUAGAUAAAGUUCACACCAAACCCAAUUCCCAUAACAUUCGCCUUUACUCUCUAGAGUUUCCUUAACUCUAAUAAUCGUAAUUGAGCUUUUCACACUCUAAUAUCAAAUCCCUUGUUUCUUCCCCAUGUAUAGGAAUUAAAUUUAUCAAGAAAUGUGGAAAAAGUACUGUUUCUAAGAUUUCUCAGUAAUGUACAGAUCUGUACAGCUCUUGGUCUUUGAAGGUUAGUUUUGGAAUGGUGAUUUUGACAUUGUGGGAUUGCUGUACUUUUGCUGAUCUCUAGAUUGAUAAUUUUAUGUAUUUAUGGGGAUUUUUUGUCAAAGAUGGGAGCUUUAGUUUUGGUUGUUUGUGAACAUUUCUUAUGAGCUGUACAUGGAUUAAUUUGUUGUUGGGCCAAUAUGCCACUGGAGCUCUUGAGGGAUGUGUUGAUGCAGAUUAAGGAGUUCGAGUGUACAUGGCCCCCAAGAAAGAAUGUGGUUGCUUGUGCUGGUGUUUGUAGGAGCUGGAGAGAGAUCAUGAAGGAAAUUGUCAGAAACCUUGAGGUCUCUAGCAAAUUAACUUUCCCCAGUUCCCUGAAGCAGGAUACAUCGGAAAGUUUGAGGACGUCGAUUAUCACCGAUCUGGAAAAAAUGUGUUUGAACAAAUGUGAAAUCAUCAAACCUCAUUUUGAUAUUGGUAUCCAGGAAAUUGAGGGAUGGACUGCAAGUUUGCUUUCGUCUAGGCAGUUUGGAUACAUUCUACUGAUUAUAUCUACUGACGUCAUGGACCAUGAUGAUGUUAGGAGAAAGAAUGUUGGUCAAAAAGUGCAAUCUCUAUGCACAUUAGUUUCUAAUAUGUCCACCUUACAACGAUUAAUCCUGGGGUCUACGAUCCAGUCUCUCUUUACGCAGACCAGGUAAAUCGUGGGUUGUGUCCCAAACUGGCCAGGGUCCAAAAGCCCCUCCAACUGAUCUGUCAAAGUGUUGAGCAAGUCAAACUCAUGUAUGCGCCUUGCCUUCCGAGGAACUCCUGUCUUUCAGGAAAUAUCCUGCCUUCCAGGAAAAAGACUUGCCUUCCAAGAGCCCAAUGAAUCGAACCUGCGAUUUCUGAACUGCCCGUCUUGAAGAAUUUUAAAAGGUGAUUCUUAUAAACUAUUCAAACAACUUGUAUAUGUAGCACAGUAACAAUUAGAAACAAAAUAUAAACCUCUUUUUAAUACCAGUCAGGCAGUCACCAACGUAUGACAACCAUUCAUUUUCAUUAA
This is a messenger RNA of Olea europaea var. sylvestris, 1676 nucleotides long. RefSeq names its product 40S ribosomal protein S22-like. Gene Ontology annotation, molecular function: structural constituent of ribosome. Bases 832 to 1332 code for a protein of 166 amino acids. Gene Ontology annotation, cellular component: cytosolic small ribosomal subunit; ribosome. The transcript has 4 exons. NCBI's taxonomy places the organism in Eukaryota, Viridiplantae, Streptophyta, Magnoliopsida, Lamiales, Oleaceae. Gene Ontology annotation, biological process: translation. The record is from RefSeq and is a predicted model, not a curated record.